Trematomus bernacchii (emerald rockcod) is the source of this 1822-nucleotide messenger RNA. RefSeq names its product serine and arginine rich splicing factor 4 (gene srsf4). Gene Ontology annotation, biological process: alternative mRNA splicing, via spliceosome; mRNA splice site recognition. The record is from RefSeq and is a predicted model, not a curated record. NCBI's taxonomy places the organism in Eukaryota, Metazoa, Chordata, Actinopteri, Perciformes, Nototheniidae. The transcript has 6 exons. Gene Ontology annotation, cellular component: nucleus; cytoplasm; ribonucleoprotein complex. Bases 133 to 1413 code for a protein of 426 amino acids. Gene Ontology annotation, molecular function: mRNA binding.
AGCUCGGACCUAUUGUACCAAAGGAGCGCGUGUAUGUAUAGUUGCAGCCUCGCUCCUCCGGUCUGUGUGCUCGUUCGGUUUUAGCCGGAUCCCACAUUUCGCUACGUUAGCAUACAGUAGCUAACACACAAGAUGUCGAGGGUGUACAUUGGAAGACUGAGCUACAGGGCCCGAGAAAAGGACGUGGAGAGGUUUUUCAAAGGCUACGGGAAGAUACUCGAGGUCGACCUGAAAAACGGGUAUGGGUUUGUUGAAUUUGAUGACCCCCGUGAUGCAGAUGAUGCUGUUUAUGACUUAAACGGCAAGGAGUUGUGUGGUGAAAGAGUCAUUGUGGAGCACACCAAGGGACCCCGUCGGGAUGGAGGUUAUGGUGGUGGUGGUGGUGGCGGAGGUAGUAGUAGUGGUGGUGGCGGCGGCGGCAGAGGAGGAGGAGGAGGAGGAGGAGGCGGCGGAGGAGGAGGAGGAGGCGGCGGCGAUAGAGGAGGAGGAGGAGGAGGUGGUGAAGGAGGAGGAAGAAGCAGCAGCAGCAGUGGAUAUGGUCGCUUUGGAAGAGACAGAUAUGGUCCACCCAUAAGGACAGAUUAUCGGCUCAUUGUUGAGAAUCUUUCCAGUCGCUGCAGCUGGCAGGAUUUGAAGGACUACAUGAGACAGGCAGGGGAGGUGACUUAUGCCGACACCCACAAGGGCCGCAGGAACGAGGGGGUGAUAGAGUUCAGGCUCUACUCCGACAUGAAGAGGGCUCUGGAGAAGCUCGACGGCACCGAAGUGAAUGGAAGGAAGAUCCGUCUGAUCGAGGACCGCCCUGGAGCCAGACGCAAGCGCUCUUAUUCUCGCAGUCGCAGCCACUCCAGGUCCCGCUCCAGGAGCCGCAGGUCUCGUAAGAGCCGCAGCCGCAGCGAGAGCAGCAGCCGCAGCCGCUCCCACUCCAGAGCGGCGUCCCGCUCCCGCAGCCGAUCUCGUAGCAAGAAGAAUAAGCUGAAGGUCAAGAAGGAAGAAGAAGAGCGCAGCAAUGGCGCGCCGAAGAACAAGGACCGCAGCAGGAGCCGCAGCCCCAAGAGCCGCAGCCCCAAGAGCAAAAAGAGCAAGAAAGACGUCAAGAAGAAGAAGGAUGACUCCAGGUCUCGCUCUAGGUCUCGUUCCAGGUCUCGCUCUAGAUCAGGAAUUAAAGAUCGCUCCAGGAAAUCAGGCUCCAAGGGCCGUGAGCCAGUUAAGAGCGAGGACGAGGGGGCUGAGCCCGAGAGGGGCUCCCGCUCUCGUUCCCGCUCCCCCGCUGAAUCCAAAUCCAGAGCCAGGUCUAAAUCAAAGUCCAAAUCCAAAUCACGUACCCCCACACCUGCCAAAGCCCGCUCCCGCUCCCGCUCGGAGUCCCGCUCCAAAUCCCACUCUGCCUCUCGCUCCCGUUCCCGCUCUUAGUUCAUAUUUUUGACUGUUGUCAUGAGCCCUUAUCCCAGUGUCUCCCCCCUGCCCUCCAUUUACAUUCCCCAGAUCCCACAACACUACCCCUGCCCCUGUUUUUUGAUAAAUAGCUGUAGUGUUCCAGGCAUUUGUGCUUGAUGUCUUUUAUGCACAUGCUACUCCAUUUCCUUUGACUUUUACGCAACAUAUUUUUUCAUUAGAGCUGUAUCGUAUGGGGGUGUUUGUAAAAUAACAGGGUGCAAUCUCAGUUUUAUAAGUUUAAAUGAUGGUAUGUGUUUUAGCCUUUUUUUAAUCAAGUGUAGAAGCAUACGGUUCGGUGGGAAUAUGUCCUAACGUCUCCUCACCUUUUGUGAAAUUCUUGUAUCAUUUUAUUUCCGAUUAAAAUAAAAUGCCUGUUCUAAAGUGG